Molecule: messenger RNA, 3997 nt
Organism: Mus musculus (house mouse)
Lineage: Eukaryota; Metazoa; Chordata; Mammalia; Rodentia; Muridae
Gene: Atp13a1
Product: ATPase type 13A1
Exons: 24
Coding region: 1394-3763 (789 amino acids)
Biological process (GO): extraction of mislocalized protein from ER membrane
Cellular component (GO): membrane; endoplasmic reticulum membrane
Molecular function (GO): membrane protein dislocase activity; ATP hydrolysis activity; P-type transmembrane transporter activity
Source: RefSeq, a predicted model, not a curated record
GCGCAGCGCUGGGAAAGAUGGCGGUGGUGGGCAACGCGGUUCCUUGCGGAGCCCGGCCUGGCGGGGCCCGGGACAACGGGUCUCCUCAGCCUGGGUCGCGAUUGCGGCCGGGCCUAGCUGCCGGGCCAGCACUCAUAGCGAACGGCGACGAACUGGUGGCCGCCGUGUGGCCGUACCGGCGGCUGGCGCUUCUGCGGCGCCUCACCGUGCUGCCGUUUGCCGGGCUGCUGUACCCAGCCUGGCUGGGCGCCGCCGCCAGCGGUUGCUGGGGAUGGGGCAGCAGCUGGACCCAGAUACCCGAGGCCGCGCUGCUGGCGCUCGCCACCAUCUGCCUCGCGCACGCACUCACUGUCCUGUCGGGGCAUUGGUCUGUGCACGCGCACUGCGCGCUCACCUGCACCCCGGAGUAUGAUCCCAACAAAGUAACCUUUGUGAAGGUGGUGCCAACCCCCAACAAUGGCUCCACUGAGCUUGUGGCCCUGCACCGUGACAAGGGUGAAGAUGGGCUGGAGGUGCUGUCAUUUGAAUUCCAGAAGAUCAAAUAUUCCUAUGAUGCCCUGGAGAAAAAGCAGUUCCUUCCGGUGGCCUUCCCAGUGGGGAAUGCCUUCUCUUACUAUCAAAGCAACAGAGGCUUCCAGGAAGACUCAGAGAUCCGAGCUGCAGAGAAGAAGUUUGGAAGCAACAAGGCUGAGAUGGUAGUGCCCGACUUCUCUGAGCUUUUCAAGGAGAGAGCCACAGCCCCUUUCUUCGUGUUUCAGGUAUUCUGCGUUGGGCUCUGGUGCCUGGACGAGUAUUGGUACUACAGUGUCUUCACUCUGUCCAUGCUGGUGGCUUUCGAAGCUUCCCUAGUGCAGCAGCAGAUGAGGAACAUGUCAGAGAUCCGAAAGAUGGGCAACAAGCCCCAUAUGAUACAGGUCUACCGCAGCCGAAAGUGGAGGCCUGUCGCCAGUGAUGACAUUGUUCCUGGGGACAUCGUGUCUAUCGGCCGCUCACCCCAGGAGAACUUGGUGCCCUGUGAUGUACUGCUGCUACGGGGCCGCUGCAUUGUAGACGAGGCCAUGCUCACUGGGGAAUCUGUGCCACAAAUGAAGGAGCCCAUUGAAGACCUGAGCCCAGACCGUGUCCUAGACCUGCAGGCCGAUGCUCGGCUGCAUGUCAUCUUUGGGGGCACCAAGGUGGUACAGCACAUUCCCCCGCAGAAGGCCACCUCGGGCCUGAAGCGUAGCGGUCGACAAUGGAUGUGUGGCCUUUGUCCUGAGAACUGGGUUCAACACAUCCCAGGGCAGACUACUGCGUACAAUUCUCUUUGGGGUAAAGAGGGUCACUGCAAACAACUUGGAGACCUUUAUCUUCAUCCUCUUCCUCCUGGUCUUCGCCAUUGCUGCAGCUGCGUAUGUGUGGGUUGAAGGUAAGCGCCCUGAAAGCUCCUGUUCUGAAGCCUCAUCCCUGCCCCAGGCUGCCAGGCCCUGUUUCCACAGGGACCAAGGACCCCAGCCGGAACCGUUACAAGCUCUUUCUGGAGUGCACCCUCAUCCUCACCUCUGUUGUACCCCCUGAACUGCCCAUUGAACUGUCUCUGGCUGUCAACACCUCCCUCAUCGCCUUGGCCAAGCUCUACAUGUACUGCACAGAGCCUUUCCGGAUCCCCUUCGCUGGCAAGGUUGAAGUGUGUUGCUUUGACAAGACGGGUACCUUGACCAGUGACAGCCUGGUGGUGCGAGGCGUGGCAGGGCUGAGAGAUGGGAAAGAGGUGACCCCAGUGUCCAGCAUUCCCAUAGAAACACACCGGGCCCUGGCCUCCUGCCACUCGCUCAUGCAGCUGGAUGACGGCACCCUAGUGGGUGACCCUCUGGAAAAGGCCAUGCUGACAGCUGUGGACUGGACACUGACCAAAGAUGAGAAAGUAUUCCCCCGAAGUAUUAAAACUCAGGGGCUGAAAAUUCACCAGCGCUUUCAUUUUGCCAGUGCCCUAAAGCGAAUGUCUGUGCUCGCCUCCUACGAGAAGCUUGGCUCCACUGACCUCUGCUACAUCGCGGCUGUGAAGGGGGCCCCCGAAACCCUGCACUCUAUGUUUUCUCAGUGCCCACCUGACUACCACCACAUCCACACUGAGAUCUCUCGGGAAGGAGCCCGUGUCCUGGCUCUGGGAUACAAGGAGCUAGGACAUCUCACACAUCAGCAGGCCCGGGAGAUCAAGCGGGAGGCACUGGAGUGCAGCCUCAAGUUUGUGGGCUUCAUCGUGGUCUCCUGUCCCCUCAAAGCUGACUCCAAGGCUGUGAUCCGAGAGAUCCAGAAUGCAUCCCACAGGGUGGUCAUGAUCACAGGAGACAACCCCCUCACUGCAUGCCAUGUAGCUCAGGAGCUGCACUUCAUUGACAAAGCCCACACGCUCAUCUUGCAUCCUCCCUCGGAGAAAGGCCAGCCAUGUGAGUGGCGCUCCAUUGAUAGCAGCAUCGUUCUGCCUCUCACCCUGGGCUCCCCCAAGGCACUGGCCCUGGAGCACGCGCUAUGCCUCACAGGCGAUGGCUUGGCUCACCUGCAGGCUGUGGACCCCCAGCAGCUGCUCUGCCUCAUCCCUCAUGUGCAGGUGUUUGCCCGUGUAGCCCCUAAGCAGAAGGAAUUUGUCAUCACUAGCCUGAAGGAGCUGGGUUAUGUGACCCUUAUGUGUGGAGAUGGCACCAACGAUGUGGGCGCACUGAAGCACGCUGAUGUGGGUGUAGCACUCCUGGCCAAUGCCCCUGAGAGGGUUGUAGAACGGCGGCGACGGCCAAGGGACAGCCCUGUCCUGAGCAACAGUGGCCCCAGAGUCUCCAGGUCCACCAAACAGAAGUCGGCACUCCUCUCUCCUGAGGAGCCACCAGCUUCCCACAGGGACCGCCUGAGCCAGGUGCUGCGGGACCUGGAGGAGGAGAGCACCCCCAUCGUGAAGCUGGGGGAUGCCAGCAUCGCAGCACCCUUCACCUCCAAGCUGUCCUCCAUCCAGUGCAUCUGCCACGUGAUCAAGCAGGGCCGGUGCACAUUGGUGACGACGCUGCAGAUGUUCAAGAUCCUGGCCCUCAAUGCCCUCAUCCUGGCAUACAGCCAAAGUGUCCUCUACCUGGAGGGUGUCAAGUUCAGUGACUUCCAGGCCACACUGCAGGGGCUGCUGCUGGCCGGCUGCUUCCUCUUCAUCUCCCGCUCCAAGCCUCUCAAGACUCUUUCCCGAGAGCGGCCCCUACCCAACAUCUUCAACCUGUACACCAUCCUUACGGUGAUGCUGCAAUUCUCUGUCCACUUCCUGAGCCUGGUCUACCUGUACCGUGAGGCCCAGGCACGCAGCCCUGAGAAGCAGGAGCAGUUUGUAGACCUGUACAAGGAGUUUGAGCCGAGCCUGGUCAACAGCACUGUGUACAUCAUGGCCAUGGCCAUGCAGAUGGCCACCUUCGCCAUCAACUACAAGGGCCCACCCUUCAUGGAGAGCCUGCCUGAGAACAAGCCCCUGGUGUGGAGUCUGGCAGUGUCACUGCUGGCCAUCAUUGGCUUGCUCCUUGGUUCCUCACCUGACUUCAACAGCCAGUUUGGCCUUGUGGACAUCCCUGUAGAGGUGAGUGGUUCUGAGCAGUGGCCCUGGCCCAGCCUGGCCCAGCUCAGCCACAGACCCAGCUCAGCCUGCUUCCUUCUUGACAGUUCAAGCUGGUCAUCGGCCAGGUCCUGGCCCUGGACUUCUGCCUGGCACUCCUGGCUGACCGUGUCCUACAGUUCUUUUUGGGGACUCCGAAGCUGAGAGUGCCUUCCUGAGAAGAUGGUGCUGGUAUCCACUGCCUACCCUGGCUGCCACUGAACAGGAAAACCGCCGCUGCCCCAGGAGGGAGCACUGCUCCCAUCUCCACAGUGAGGCAGCCCUGCCUUGCUCUUGGAAGACUGAGUUGGGACCCUUGUGGGCAUCCGCUGGCCGGGCUAGUAGAAGAGUCCUGGCUAGCACCUUUGGUAAAUAAAUCGGCGUCUGCAAUUUUAUAAA